AUGGCUGUGGCUCGGGGUGUGGGAUCAGCUGUGGAGUCAGCAGCAGCGGCAGCUGCAGAAGCAGGUUCGUCUGCUCUUACAACCCUCGGAGCAGCAGCAGCAGAAGCAGCAGGAUCGUCUGGAGCAGCAGCGGUGGAGGGAGCAGAAGCAGCAGCAGAAACAGCAACAGCAGGAGGAGGUGCAGGAGCGGUUAUUACAGGGCUGGCAAGCGCAGGAGCAUUCAGAGCGCCCGCCACAGCAGCAGCGGCGGCAGCAGCAGCAAAGGAAGCAGCAUCAGGCGGCCUAUUCAACGUCGUCGAAGGCUCUCAAACCCUCGGCGACGCUGUCCGUGCUCUCGAGCAAUCCAACAUCUUCCGCCUGGGACCAGCAGGGAUCAUCCCAGGGGGGUGCGCGUGGGGGAUUUUCCAAGUUCUCAUGUUCUCCCUCUCGCUCUCCACAGGACUAGAACCCGCGUUGGCCCCUGCCUCACCAUACGCGCUGGUGGUGGCGAACGUGAAUGCUUUAGUGGCGCAGCUGCUGUUUGUGUUUCUCAGCGGAGCCGUGUUUGCGAGGCUCACACAACCCGUGGACCCGAUUCUGUGCUCCAAAGUCGCCUGCAUCACCCCUCCCUUGCAGCAGCCACAGCAGCAGCAGCAGCAGGGUGUGAACCUGCCGGGAAAUGCAGCUGGGGGAUCGGGGGGGACCGUGCCAGCUCGCUUCCCUCCUGCUGCCCGCUCGCUCUCUCGCAGCAUCAGCAGCGCCAACUUCGGAGGCAGCGCUGCCUUCGCCGCCUCAAGGGUGUUCCCAGGCGCUACUGCUGCAGGAGCAGGAGGGGGUGUGGGGGAAGGGGGUGGAGGGGGUGGGGGGAACGUUGCAGGGGUGGGGUGGAGAGGUGGGGCGGACGGAGCAGGGUUUGGCACGGGUGGUGGGAUGGGGGCGGGAAGAGGGUGUGAGCGCAUGCUGCUGGUACGGUAUGUGCUGGCGGGGCCACAGCCGUGCGAGCUGGUGGAUGUGAAGGUUGAGCUCACGCUCAAGCACAACACGCUCUCCUGCACGGGGAGGUUUUUUCGCCAAGUGGACCACCUUAAGCUGGUGCGCUCAGAGGACUCGUACCAGCGCUACGGCAUGACAGUGCGGCACCUUAUUGACGAGUCCAGCCCGUUGUACAACCGGUCCCGAGACGAUCUCUGCCUUGUCAACGCACAGCUCAGCCUCGCUGUUGUGAGUCAAGCAGAGUCAACGCAGGUCAAUGGAGGGCACACUGAAAUUGGCAUGGAACGCGCGUCCAUGCAGCCAUUGUUCCACGUGGAGGACUACUUUGUGGCCGAUGAGGACGUUAUAUGGAACGCUGACUUUGAGGAUAUGGUGUACCGCGAUAGCAAUAAUAGACUACUAGUGGACCACAGGAAAAUCAGCAACUGGGUAGGGGUUGAGCUGUAA
This is a messenger RNA of Closterium sp. Yama58-4, 1419 nucleotides long. The record is from the annotation of a GenBank genome assembly. Lineage: Eukaryota; Viridiplantae; Streptophyta; Zygnematophyceae; Desmidiales; Closteriaceae.